AUGGUUAGUCAUUCCUGUAUAUCUGGCAACGCUAGUAGUACAUCAAAUGUAGACUUUUUCGCUGAUCCCACGCCAGACAUGAGUCCCUUCACGGCUCUCGUCGGACCCGAAGGCCGGUUUCUACAGGCGUUGAACGCGUCAAACAUUUCAUACAAAGUGGUCGUCAAUAACUUCCAGUCAGUGAUCGAUAGGGAAUGGGUGGCCAACACUAGACAGUCGGGUAAAGUGGGCUUUGAUUACGACAACAAAUAUAAUACUUACGAAGAUAUCACGACUGAACUCAAGAGGAUUGGAUCCGCAGGUGGUAAAGCAAAGUAUGGUAGCGUUGGUAAGAGCUAUGAGGGCAGGGAAAUACCCUAUUUAACAAUCACUAAACCUGGUGGCACCAAUAAGAAAACAAUAUUUUUUGAAUGUGGAAUACACGCUCGAGAAUGGGUGGCAGUGGCCGCCUGUUUAUGGGUAACUAAUCAAUUGGUGACCACAACUACUUAUGAUAAUCUGUUGGAUAAAUACGAGUUUAUAAUUGUGCCCACGCUUAACCCCGACGGUUAUGUCUACACUCACACCGUAAACAGAAAAUGGCGUAAAACACGGUCAAAGUCGGGCCUGUGUUUUGGCGCCGACCCUAAUAGAAACUGGGACGCGGCCUUUUGCGAAACGGGUGCCUCGACUGACCCGUGCGAUGAUAAAUACUGCGGCAAAUCAGCCUUUUCUGAACCCGAGACUAAAGCCAUGUCUGAAUUGAUCGCCACUAAGGCGUCCAAUACUGCCGGCUAUUUCUCAAUUCACUGCUUCGGUCAGCUGUUUAUGUAUCCGUGGGGUCAUAAAGCGGGUAAUCCACCCAAUUAUGCCCAAUUGGAUAAGUUGGCUUAUUUGGGUGUCAAUGCUAUUAAAGCGACAAAUAAUGUCACAUAUACUCCUGACGUAGCGUCGGGUUGUGCUACUGAUUACGUUUACGACAAGCUUAAAAUUCAAAUGGCAUUUGCGAUUGAGCUACGACCGGACCGAUCCCACCCUGAUGGAUUUAUAUUGGAUCCCAAGUUUAUCAAACCGGUCUCUACUGAAGCCUGGAAUGGACUCCGCGCUGUUAUCGAGAAUCUUGAUAAAUAAUUAAUGUGUUUUUUCAAUAUAAUUAUUACACUUUUAAUUAUAUUUAAAUAUUGAUUCCAGAAUAAUAGUCGCAAUUAUAAGAGACA
Medioppia subpectinata is the source of this 1196-nucleotide messenger RNA. Lineage: Eukaryota; Metazoa; Arthropoda; Arachnida; Sarcoptiformes; Oppiidae. The record is from the annotation of a GenBank genome assembly.